Oncorhynchus tshawytscha (Chinook salmon) is the source of this 4264-nucleotide messenger RNA. RefSeq names its product alpha/beta hydrolase domain-containing protein 17A. Gene Ontology annotation, molecular function: palmitoyl-(protein) hydrolase activity. Gene Ontology annotation, cellular component: endosome membrane; plasma membrane. Gene Ontology annotation, biological process: protein depalmitoylation. The transcript is spliced from 5 exons. The record is from RefSeq and is a predicted model, not a curated record. NCBI's taxonomy places the organism in Eukaryota, Metazoa, Chordata, Actinopteri, Salmoniformes, Salmonidae. The coding region runs from base 964 to 1938 and encodes 324 amino acids.
CUUUCCCCCUUCACUGUCAUUUCCGGACGCGGCGAAACAGAAGGAAAAAAAAUAUUGCACAGCCAAUGGAAUGGAUUAAUAAAUGACAGUAGCUAGCUAGCAACUCGAAAGUAAUAAUUUCAACCACAAAACAUAUGUGAUUGUGGUUUUUUAAGUCUCGCUAUAUAUUUGCAUCACUCCAUAAAUGACGGUCCUAUCUGAGGAGAUGGUGUUUCCAGGUCUGAAUAGCUAAACUAGUUAGCUGGCUACCCAAUGCUAGCUAGUUAGCGGAUACAUUUCUGCUAACUAACAUUAGAUUGCCAGCCUUGAUUUGGUAUCUGUGGUUAAUCCGAAAAUUGUAUUAGUGUCUCAUAAUUUUUAGCAGUGCCGGUGUGUUUACUUAUUUCGUUGCAGUUUGAACGUGUUUUAAAGGCACGACUUAACGUUAACGCUUUGACUCCUUCGCUUGUAGGCUAGCUAGGUAGCUAGUAGAAGGUCAACAUUGUUGAACCCUGCUAGCUACAGCUGACUACAGUGGGUGGGAUAGACACUUAUCAGCAAACCGUCAGCUGCAGUUAUGUGUAAUGAGAUAUAAACAGAGUGGGUGUUUUCUGCUAUCCAGAUCCAGACAGUUGUUCAUUAGUUAGUCAUUAGCUAGCUAACUGGGAAAGUAGCUAUAACAUUACCUGCUGGCUAAAGUUACUCAAUUCUCUCCAACCAUGAUCAAGUUGAUGCGCACGAAAAUACCUCAAUAACAACAGCCAAUACUUGGAAAUAUGGAUUUCACGUGGACUUCAGCCAUACUUCAAAAUCCUCCGAUUCUACUUUCAAAAUUACAUUUUCAAACUACUGUCUUGGCUACAUUUUGAUUUUUGCUGACAGGACAACGUUCCCUGUUUUGUUUUGGAGAGUAUUGUUUUGACUUGGGAUCUCUGGUGGAUUUUUGCAUGGUAGUUAGUUUCUUUCUCAAUAACAGAGUGGACAAUGAAUGGCCUAUCUGUCAGUGAGCUAUGCUGCCUGUUCUGCUGCCCCCCCUUUCCGAGCCGUAUUGCUGCCAAGCUUGCCUUCCUGCCUCCUGAGCCUACAUAUUCCCUCCUCCCAGACCUAGAGGGGUCUGUAGCCCCGGGGACAGCAGGGACCGCAGGGCUGAGAUCCAGAGCUAGUGGGGUACCUGGAGCUGCUGUAGGGGGUUCAGUCAGCACUGGUCCUGCAGAAGGAAAAUGGAAGCUCCACCUGACAGAGCGAGCCGAGUUCCAGUAUUCCCAGAGAGAACUGGAUGCUACAGAUGUGUUCCUUACCCGCUCCAGUCGUGGAAACAGAGUGGGAUGCAUGUACAUCCGCUGUGCCCCCACUGCCAGGUUCACAGUGCUGUUCUCUCACGGCAAUGCGGUGGACCUUGGCCAGAUGAGCAGCUUCUAUAUCGGCCUGGGAACGCGUAUCAACUGCAAUAUCUUCUCCUACGACUACUCCGGCUACGGUGUCAGCACGGGCAAGCCUUCAGAGAAGAACCUCUACGCUGACAUUGACGCCGCCUGGCAGGCCCUGCGCACACGAUAUGGCAUCAGCCCAGAGAACAUAAUCCUGUACGGGCAGAGCAUUGGCACCGUGCCCACGGUCGACCUGGCAUCUCGGUAUGAGUGUGCUGCCGUGGUGCUCCACUCCCCCCUCACCUCUGGCAUGCGGGUGGCCUUCCCAGACACCAAGAAGACCUACUGCUUUGAUGCUUUCCCCAACAUUGAGAAGGUGUCUAAGAUCACGUCACCGGUGCUGAUCAUCCACGGGACGGAGGACGAGGUGAUCGACUUCUCCCACGGCCUGGCUCUGUUCGAGCGCUGUCCAAAGGCUGUGGAACCACUCUGGGUGGAGGGGGCGGGACACAAUGACAUCGAACUGUACAGCCAGUACCUGGAGCGCCUGCGCCGCUUCAUUGGCCAGGAGCUGGCCGCACAGCACGCCUGAUACCACCUGAGCCCCCAGUCCUCCUCUGGCUCCAUGCUGUUCCCCUGGUCGGAGUGGGUCAGGGAAAAUGGGUGGCUCUGUCUGGGAAGAGGGGUGAAGCCUGGCCUCUCAGAAUUAAUAAUCCUUCACCUUUUGGUCAACUUUGUCUGGAUGCUCGCAGCCCUGUCUUUUUGUUGUUUUCCAUCUUUUCUGUCUCUGUCAUUAAUACUGGUCAGGGAUUCUCUAGUCCACCUCCCGCCCCGGGGACAGUGCAAGAAUGCAACCCAGAGACAUGGAGGGCUCUCUACUGGUCUGUCUAAAGCCCCUCUCUCUUACCCCAGCCUAACACAACCUCAGAUAGGUCAGGUGUUCCAAACAUGUACUGUUUAACCUCUUCUGAGACAUUUACACAUGAUUCAACUUUAACGAACAACCCUAACAUGGACAAAUAAUUGUGUGAUGAAUAUUUGUCAUUUUUAUCUUUUAUAACACAUGACACUGAGCCACUACUUUACAAAUCAUGUGGUAUUGACAGAUUAGUAUAACUGUUCUGUUUGAAAGCAGGUUUGUUGCUCAUGUUUUGUGUGGAAUCUUCUUAGCUCGCUCUCGUUUACAAUUAAGAUGUCAGAUUAAUAGUCUAUGAAUCAUUUGUUUCAUAGACAUAUAAAUCAGACAUUUUUAUCAUUAUUAAGCAUAGAUUCAUUUGAAUCCAUAAAGUGAUUAGAGCAAAAAGUUGCUGGAUUUUUGCUUUGGCUGAAGUUCAGCCAAAUUAAUUGUUUCAAAAGCAUUCUUAAGUCUCUUGCAUAUCUCUAAGGCACUAUUGAUUUCUAGCUCGGCAACCUCUUUUAUGUUUCUAGCUUGGCAACCACUCUUAUGUUUCUAGCUCAGCAACCACUCUUAUGUUUCACGCACUGAACUAAAUUCACCUCUUACUGGGUUUCUGUCUGAAAUGGUGGUUCCACAUCCAGCUUCAGAUGUUUUCAAAGGCUUUUUUGUAAGUGAUUUUCAGAGUUGUACAAACAAUUUCACUUUAGGUAUUUCUAAAUCAGUGAGUUUAUUUCAUACCUCCAAAAACACUAAAUCAUUGUGAAUCACUAAGCUUUUGCCAGUAAUGGCCAUUCACAUAGUAAAUUGGGUCGGGUCAGUUGAGACUAAGCUGGAUGGAGUAUUAACUGAACUUGCUGCUAAAGAUUAGGAUCAAAUGGAUUGAAGAGGGUCACACUCUCCACAUCCAUUAAUGCAGCUUAGUUUGAUGGGAAAUUGAACAGUCAUACAUGUUUCAAUAAUAUUUUUUACGCUGUACAGUAGAGUGGAGCCAAUACACGCUGCUGGUCCCAUAUGACAUUUGAAAACACUUAUUCAGCCAUGUCAUGUUACAUGUGUGAUUAGUUUCUUGUUGACUUCAUUUUAGGGUAAAUAACACUUCAUUAUAACAUUAGUAGAGCUAUGGAAUAGGAUGUGCUCUAUUUUGUUAUUGACCACGUUUAUUUUGAGCAGGCUCCCUUUUCAGCUCCAACUAGCCCUUUUCACUCACUUCAUCCUGUUGCCACACUAUUUCAGACAGACUUGGGAUUCCACCAUUUCUGUCCCUCUGUGUGUGAAAGUUGACUUGGACGAAUGCCCAACUUCUCUGGCAUAUGGGGUCCACCACCACAAGAUAGUGGAGAUCCUUGGGUUGGGUUUUGGGGGAGUCAGGAUAACAUGUUCAUAGCAACCAAAGUUUAACAGGAAAUGUUCUGUCUUGAACAAAGCGGGCCUGCUUUUCUAAUGGUAUGUUCAUCAGAACCAAAGAGAAAGUCCAUCACAUCACCCAUAGUACAUGGGUUUCUUAUUAGCCACUGCAUACAGUUAGGGAACAAAAGUGAGUGUUUACUCCCUAUGAUGGACUAUUGUAUCGAGAAUACAAGCAAUACAACUGAUUUCUGUGUCUGGGUGGUCUGAGAGAGGAGCAUGUGUCUGUGGGAGGUAGGGUUGCAAAAUUCUGGGAACAUCGAAGAAAUUCACUUGUUUUCACGAAAUCCCAGUUGGAGGGUUCCCCGGACGCAGGAGGGAGUAAGCAGGACUCAAGUCAUCCAUCCAGGACUCAUGGAAAACAAGGGAAUUUAUUGAAAGUUCACAGAAUUUUGCAACCCUAGUGGGAGGUGACGGACUGACUGUACUUCGAGUGUGAGACGAGUUCCAGACCCACAUUCAGAGCUUUUGUUUGAAGAAACUAAGUUAUGGAAAUACAUUUUUGUAAUCAAACGUAAUGUGGCUUCGAAAAGUAUUCAGAUCCCUUGACUUUUUCUACAUUUUGUUAGGUUACAGCCUUAUUCUAAAGUUGAUUAAAUUGUAUUUUUUUCCUCAU